Kwoniella mangroviensis CBS 8507 is the source of this 606-nucleotide messenger RNA. RefSeq lists its product as uncharacterized. Lineage: Eukaryota; Fungi; Basidiomycota; Tremellomycetes; Tremellales; Cryptococcaceae. Bases 1 to 606 code for a protein of 201 amino acids. The transcript has a single exon. The record is from RefSeq and is a predicted model, not a curated record.
AUGUUUGCUGCCCUUAACAGAUUGACUUCCAGCCCAUCUGCCUGUGACAACAAGUCUGCGGAGACAAAGGCUCCUUUCAGUCACUUACCUACCAAGAUCGAUCUUUCUUCCAUCGUUGAUAUACCUUUACGAUCGGCAAACACCAAAGGUUCAAUCAGUUGCAGCCAUGCCACUAAGCCGGGAUCAUGUGCGAUUGACGCAGUCGCUGUGGCUGUUAGCGAUAUCGACGAAUUCAAGUGUAUCGCCACUAAAUUAGAUGGAGAUACACAAGUGGAACAGUCGCAAACCAGCCUACCUGUAUAUAUACGGACCAGCCGAUGGACGGAAACUCCCCUUCAAUUAGCUGGGGAGCCCAAGACCAGAACCGACGAAGAUCCUAAUUCGUCUGUGACUUACAAUUGUUCGUACAAUUGGGGUGAGAAAGAGGAUCCGAAGGGGCUUAGUCAGACCCAACGUAAAUCUUUGGAUGAACUUGCGAAAAGUCAAGAUGAAUUGGAACGUAUAGUAGCUGAAAGGAUCAAAGGUCGAUUAGAGGCUGGGAGUAUCCCUGAUACACAUAGUGCUGCACUGAACUCCAUCCUCUCCGGGGUUAAUAUGGAAGCUUGA